Messenger RNA from Micropterus salmoides (largemouth bass), 1584 nucleotides. RefSeq names its product RIIa domain-containing protein 1 (gene riiad1). The record is from RefSeq and is a predicted model, not a curated record. Lineage: Eukaryota; Metazoa; Chordata; Actinopteri; Centrarchiformes; Centrarchidae. The transcript is spliced from 4 exons. The coding region runs from base 166 to 441 and encodes 91 amino acids.
CGGUUGCCAGACUGUGAAGCUGUGUCUAUAACAGGUGACCGUUUCUGUGUGUACUAUUACAUUUUAUGGCUUCAAACAUUUACCAACUAAGAUUAGCGGUCAGUGCACACUGUAAGUGCGCAACAUAUACAGACAAAUAAUUAGACGAACAUUUGCAGAGACAUUAUGGCUGGAAAAGGCGGUUUGGCGAAACUGGACGUGGGUGUUUUGAGCGCUGAGCAGCAAGAGCAACUACGGCAGUUUAAGAUCAAGACGAGAGUCGACAACGAGAAGUAUUUGAGGUCGCACCCAGAAGUAGAAGUAUUAAUAAGUGAAUUUCUACGAGAUGUGCUGCUUAAAAGACCUCCUGAAAUCCGUGAGUUUGCUGCAGAUCACUUCACCAACCCAGACCUUCAUGUGGUUAUUGGUUCCAAAAUGGAAGGAAACAGUGACCUGGAGUGAAAUGCACCCAACAGUCACGAUGCUUCUCCUCUGUUGUCUUUCUCCGUACUGAGCAACAUAUGUGUGGACUCUGUUUUAGUAAUAACAACGACACCGAGACGUUUGUGUCAGCCCACAAGUUGUACAGUUGACAGCAUUAUUGUCAGAUUGCCAUCAUCCCUAUGCAGGAAGACAGCUAAUAAGGGAGAUGGCAACGGCUGUUCCUAAUGAGUGUGAUUAAAGGUUAAUGAAAAGAGGAUGCCCUGUGGGUGUUACGCAUACUGUACACUGUGCUGUUUGUCACAUCACCAACAUGGUUGUGAAGGUGACAUGGUGAAGGCUGGAGUUGGUGUUCACUGCUUGCAACUACCCUUUCCACCAGAAAGAGUCUUUCUGGUCUGCACAGCUGGCCCAGUUGUUGAGUGGACAUACUGUAGUCUACACUGACCUGGAUAUAGGCUCAACUACACAGACAAAAGAUAAUAUUUACUUCACUUGUUUAUUUUAUGAUGAAGCUGGAAACAGUUUUUCUCUAAAAAAAAUAACAUUCUUUCUUUGGUGUUGUUUUGUUAUCUCAUUUCCCUUUUUUUUAUAAACAUAUUCAUUUUUGUGCCAUUUGAAAAUAAAAUUGAUAGAUUGAUAGAUUUACAUAUUUGUUGGAUUUACCUACUUCUGUAAUGGCCUUAUCAUUCAGAUAUUAAGGCCAUUGAUUCCGUUCGAUAUUAAAGAGUUGCUUUUGUAUGUUUGGUCGCUUUUUGCACAGAGAGUGUAAACAGGGCUUUUACUGUGUGGUUAUCUUCAGAUUUAUUUGGACAGUGCAGCUCUGUAUUGGGUUUUGGUGAAUGGAUUUUAUCAGCCCCUCAAAAAAAAUUUCUAGCUGUCAUUUGAAACAAGGUCUGCGAUCUGAGGUAUAACCAUGACACCUUUUUAAUAGAACCUCAAAAAUAAAUGCUCAUCCGAUCAAGACUCAUUCCUUUAUGAUCUAUUGUUAGCUUAUCUCUCAGCAUUGUGUAUCAUUGUAUCAGAUUUUCAAGAUCAGAGUAAAAGCUGUAUUUUACAUAUGAUGAGAAUACACGAUCAUUAUAGGAUUUCCUCACCUUUCUCUAACACUAGUGUGUUAAUUUCAUUGUUGCAUCAAUUAAAAUGGACAUCUCAAAACAUUCA